This is a messenger RNA of Stylophora pistillata, 4267 nucleotides long. RefSeq names its product allene oxide synthase-lipoxygenase protein. Lineage: Eukaryota; Metazoa; Cnidaria; Anthozoa; Scleractinia; Pocilloporidae. Gene Ontology annotation, molecular function: oxidoreductase activity, acting on single donors with incorporation of molecular oxygen, incorporation of two atoms of oxygen; iron ion binding; heme binding. The record is from RefSeq and is a predicted model, not a curated record. Gene Ontology annotation, biological process: lipid oxidation.
GCAAAUGUUGUAUACUGAUCGUACUUUUGAAACAUCUGCUGAACGAAAAGUACUUUGUUACAUUAUCGAUAUAUCCCGGAUAAAACUGGUGUGUUAGAAUUCGAUGGAAACAUGUAUACGUAAAUACAUUUCUUGGUCAAUUCGGGAGACUAGCGUCAUCAAAGUCAAAGUACAGCUCCGCGUUUGGUUCUCAGCGGUGGACACUUAAAAGAGAAACAGCGAAACGAUGAGCUUUCUAUGAUCGCGUCGAAACUUGCCGUAACUGUGUGGAAUCUUUGGCCUUGAUUAUUGAUUUUUUUAACUCUAGCUUCAAGCAAAUCAAAGGGUACAGGUGUAGUGCUUGCAUGUCUUGGCAUUUUGUGACAUGUUUUUAUCGAUAGAUUAAAUCCUUUAUGACCAAAGUGGUUCAGUUGAGUUACUUUGUACAAUUACCGUACCCUAAGGAAAACAUUGCAAAAGCUGGCGAUGAAAUGCGAAUGAAAGAUAUAAUAAGUACGGGACAUUAGCAACUUGAAGGUCAGAUUCCGUACAUAAUUCAUUAUGGCCAAAGUGGAAUAGAAAUUGAAACUUCACGCAUUGUAUGAUGGGAAGUUGCACCAGCUCACCCGAGGUAGUCGUCAUCUCUAACGAGACAGACCCACCGGAGAAGUCAGUAAAGUCUGGUCAAAAUGACAAACAGGACGAUGGGAUCCUUAUCAAAGCCAACACGCCAUGGCGUAACCUUGGUUAUGAAGUCUACAAAGGACUAAUGGGAGAGGAAUUAUUUAAAAAGAAGGUUGAGGAUUUCGAGAAGCCUUUUCCCCCGCCUGGACUUUUCGCUCAAGGUAGAAUUGCAUAUGAUACUACCAAACUCAAGUUACUAUUUGGUGCGAAAGUUUUAGUCAAGGGACAACGAGCAACUCAUUCAGUAGGAGUUGGAUCUGAGGGGAUAGCGACGAUUGUCUCUAAUCCACAAUUUCCAGCGUGUGAGUUUUUUACUCCUGGAGCUUCGUACCCAGUCUGUCUCCGCCACUCUACUAUCAAGUCCGUGGAUGACGUACUGAUUGACUUUUGCGGCGGUGCGUUAAGGUUUGCCGGAAGUGACGAAAUGGACAGUCCAUGCGAUCUCAUUAUGGGGACUGGACCGACAACACCAUUGUGGAGUUCUCAGGCCAUAUUUGAUGCAGCAAGAGCCAAUAUUACAAAGGAUUUGAAAACUUAUUUGCUUCUCGGGCCUGAUCAUCUCAAAGCCAACAUUGGAGGUCUGCGCCAAAAGCCUGAAUCCUUUUACGACCAGCGGUAUUACACAGAAGUGAUUUUCGACUUCAAAACGUUUGAUGAAGUGAAGCGUUACGUUAGAUUCCGGCUGCUGCCCGCUGAUGGGCGACCAGAAACAGGCUUGUUGUCUGAGGAAGUCCAGUGGCACCCAUGGAUAAAUGAAAGGUCACCCGAUGAGACACUGCCAAUGGACUACCUAAAGCGUGAGUACAGAGAGAGAAUUUCCAAGGGACCACUGGACUAUAAACUACAGCUGCAAUUCCAUGAACCGAAGGAAGAUGAUCCCCCAACGAUCCUUCAAGUUGGGAGAGAAUGGGACGAGGAAUCACAUCCAUGGCUUGAUGUGGCUGACAUCAAAAUGACUUCGCUGUUGUCUCCGAUGGCAACGGAACGCCUGAAAUAUAUUUAUAAAAACCUUCCAGCUUCAAUUGGUAUUUUGCCGGCCGUUUCUGUUGACGAUCCGAAUGUUGUUGUCCAGAUCCGUAACGAAGUAUAUGUCUGGUCUCACAAACUUCGCGAAAACAGGUCAAACAAGCUCGUCCCAGAGCACAUGACGUCCUAUCUUAUCCGCGUGGAAACUGGAAGCCAUUCUGGAGCAGGAACAGACGCUUCCAUUUCUAUUACAUUGACAGGCACUAAAGGAAAGACAGAUUUUAUUAAGUUGGACAACUGGGGCAAUGACUUCGAGAGAGGAGACGUUGAUGAAUAUUCCGUAGAGGCAAUAGAUGUUGGCGAAGUUCUAAUGGUGCAUCUUCAUAACGACCGAGGUGGAUGGUGGUACAAGAAUCCUGAUUGGUUCGUUAACAAGAUCGCGGUGAUAAGUUCCACUCAGGAUGAUCCAUUUGAGUUUCCAUGUUAUCGCUGGGUGCUAUCAGAUUUGGUGGUAUUUGAAGGGAGAGCUUCUCUUCCAUUCCAAGAGCUGCCAGAUGUCGUAAAACAUCAGAGAAUUUUCGAAUUAAAAAAUCGCCAGGAACAUUAUAAAUGGGGAAAUGAAGAGGUGUAUCAUGGUCUUCCUGGUUACCUCCACGCAGCGACACAUGCUGAUAUUCCAAGAGAUUCGCAGUUCUCUGAUGAGGCUAGGAGCACCAUAAAGGAAGACAUUAAGAAAGCGAUUUUAAAACUCGGUCUCGGUCAUUUGAUGACACUCCUCGACAGCUGGGACAAUUUCGAUGAUUUUGAAAAGAUCCUUCAGAACCUUAAUCGUGUUCGGCUGAAGAUUGUCGAAGAUGACCGAUGGAUGACCGACGAGGUGUUUGGGUCAUUGUUCUUGAACGGCGUAAAUCCGAACAUGAUCCAGCGCUGUGAGGAGUUUCCAAGUAAUUUCCAUGUCACUGAAGAAAUGGUGAAGAGCUGUAUGGAUCGAGGCAAGACUCUUGAAGAGGAAAUGAAGGCAGGUCACGUGUACAUAGUAGAUUACAAGGUGCUUGAGGGCAUUCCAACUAGAGAGGGCACUUACUUGGCACAACCCUUGGGUCUGUUUUAUGUCAACACUUCAGGCGACCUGGUUCCCAUUGCCAUUCAGUUUCUACAGCAACCAAGCGACACCAACCCAAUAUGGACUCCAAGUGAUUCACAAUAUGAUUGGCUGCUGGCGAAGAUGUGGUUGCGUCAUGCUGACACUCUAGUGCAGCAGGUAAAUACUCAUCUACUCGAAACCCACCUUGUGAUGGAACCAUUUGCUGUGGCGGUGUGGCGUCAACUUCCCUCGAUUCACCCCGUUUUUCAACUCCUUUUUCCACACCUUCGCAGUGUGAUGGCAAUUAACAAUUUCCUUAGAACUGGCUUUGUAGCUGAGAACAAAAGAGCCCAAGAGAUACUUAAGAAAGGUUUCAAGGCUUUCAAGUUUGGUAUGCUUUCGCUCCCCGACACGUUAAAAGAGAGGGGUGUUGAUGAUCCGGAAAAAUUACCGAAGUUUUAUUUCAGGGACGAUGCCCUCCGUUUAUGGUCAGCCAUUACAACUUUCGUCAAAGAGGUCAUCAUCCUUUACUAUACGUCAGAUGAUGAUGUUUCCAAGGACAGCGAGCUUCAAGCUUGGAUUAAAGAUGCUCAUGACAACGGUUUUCAAGAGGGGGAGGGAGGCGACGACCACGGAUGUCCAAACAGCCUUGAAACACGUGAACAACUUAUCCACGUGCUAACAUGCUUGGUGUUCACGUGCUCGUGUCAGCAUGCCGCAGUCAACUUUGGUCUUUUGGAUGUGGCGGGUUUUGUUCCCAUUUCUCCCUCGGUGAUGCGUCAACCGCCUCCAACGAAGAAAAACGAGACAACUCUGAAGUCCAUCAUGGACGCACUACCGAGCAAGUCUGAGGCUGCUCAGCAAGUAGCGCUGGGUUACGUCUUCACGCAAUUUGCAGAGGAUGAGCGUUAUAUAGGCGACAUGACACACAGCCUUUUGACUGGGGACGAGGAAGAUGCGGCCAUGACUCGCUUCCAGGUCGCUCUGCAAGAGAUCUCUGAUUCGAUCAAGGCCCGCAAUGAAGCAUUGGAAUUGCCAUACAUCUUUCUCUUACCCGAGAGAGUUCCCAAUAGUAUUGGUGUCUGAAGCUUUGCUGGAUCAAAUAUAAAAAUUAUCAAUUUGUCUCAAAAACUUGUCGCUGUUACGUUCACGAGUUAGUUGUGCGGUGUAUAUGGCUUUUAACAUAGGCGUCCAUAGCGUAUAUAUUUAUAUCGCAUUUCUUCAUUGUUGUUGUUGUUGUUGUUGUUGAUUUUUAAAUCUUAAACCUCUUGUCGCAACAGCUCUCGAGAUUUGUUUAUAAUUUUGACCAAUGCAUAGCUAGUUACACCUAUCCUGAUCUCGGUGUGGGAUCGUUGCCUUCAGUAAAUGAUUAUCCCCCCUUUCAGUGAAGUAUGCCUUAUUUUUCUUUGAAAGUUAACAUAUUUAUUACAUUAUUUACACUGAUGGCAAUUAAACACCAUUUUUUGUAUUUUAUUUUUGCCUGACUUGGUGACAAGUUCUAUUUUUAUAAAAGCUUUUAAACUCAAGUCCUGAUCAUAAAAUUGUUUCUUUUAA